GUGUUCUAUAAAUUGAAAUAUAUAUUUUACGAAUUUAAAAUAUGGAUAAUUGGUUAAUUGGUGGUGGAGAAACGUGGAAAUGGAAUUGGACAGAAUUAUGUGGGUACCAUGAGGACUUUAGGCCUUUAAAUUCAAAUACACAUGAUCUUGAUGUUUGUUUUCAACAACUUUGUCUUCAGAUUCCAGUUUUAAUCUGCAUUGCUAUAAUAUCUGCAUAUUACUGUGGCAAAAGAAAUGCAUAUGUUACUCGCCAUUUUAAUUCUAAUUAUGCUAUAAAUUUUAGAAUUAUAAUUACAAUAUGUCUUAUAAUCCUUCCUAUACUUAGAGCUUAUAUUAUUCUCACUAAUAGUAUUCCUGUAUCAUCGGAAUAUGUACCAACUACUAAUGCAAUACAGGAAUAUGUUACAUCAUCGAGUAAAACACCAGAUGCAUCUUUGGAAAGUUCAAAUAUAUUACACCAGAUACGAAAUGAAUGGAAUCGUACUAUUGACUUUGCAAAAUCAAUCUUUUUUCCACAGCAUAGUAUUCAGAAUACUACAGAAUCUUCUGUUAUUUCCAAUACAGAAGAAUACAGUCCAAUAUUAACUGGAGUUAAGAACACUGUCUUAUCUGCUAAACCUAUUGAUUACCUUGUGGCAGGUACAGAAGGAUUAGCCUGGGUUGUUCAUCUUUGUUUUAUAUUUAGUUUAAGAGGAGGAAGGAAUUUUAAUCCACGUGGUCCUGUAGCAAUUCGUGCAUUAAUAUUUUUGUUGACUGUUAUUUCCAUAUUGCUACUACGAAGUCAUGUAAAUCACAAACCUGAAAAUGAUGUUUUACCAAAUUUGUCACUGGGAUUUAGUAUCAGUGUAGUCACUCUACUAAUAUUCUAUGCUAUAACACUGAUACCAGGACAUAAUAGUUUACGAGACAUGAGGACAUCUCAAUUUAAUGAAAUAGGAGAACGGACUGCACUGUUGAAUAGUCCUAAUUCUUCUUACGUAAGAUUUCUUGAAGAACAGGAUCCAAUUUAUCUUGGAACUGCUAUGGAGAAUGCAACCGCAACAUCUAAACUUACAUUUCAUUGGGUAAACCCACUAAUGGAAAAAGGUGUUCGUGGUUUAUUAAAUCAUUCAGAUGAUUUAUUUGACUUACCAGAAUAUAUCAAUACUAAUGCAAUCAAUCAGAAGAUUGAUAAACAUUUCCAAAAUGUGACUAGCAGUAGAAUUAAUACAAUGGAAAAUUCUGAUUCAGCAUUAGAAACACAUGUUCAAACGAUUAUAAAUAAAAUAACUUUACUUAACUUAUUACAUAAAUGCUUUGGUUGGGAAUUUUAUUCUAUUGGAAUAUUAAAAUUCAUUACUGAUUCUACUACAUUUAUGGGACCAUUGUUAUUGAAUAAAUUAAUUGGUUUUAUUGAAGACAAAAAUGAAACUAUUUUAUAUGGAUAUCUAUAUGCAUCAUUAAUAUUUAUAAGUGCUUUAAUUGGAGCUUUCUGCAACACUCAUUUCACAUUUUGGGUGUCUAUAGUGGGUUUAAAAAUUCGUUCUACAGUUAUAACUUUGUUAUACAGAAAGAUUUUGCACUCUCCAAAUGUUGAACUGAAGCAACAAUUUAAUUUGGGUGAAAUUGUUAACCUUAUGAAUACAGAUAGCGAUAGACUUAUUAAUAGCUGUGCAAGUUUUCAUGCAUUUUGGAGCAUACCAUUACAAUUAAUUGUGACACUAUAUCUUCUUUAUAAGCAAAUAGGAGUGUCAUUCCUAUCUGGAGUUAUAUUUGCAAUAGUGCUUAUACCUAUAAAUAAAGUAAUAGCAAAUCAAAUUGGAAAAUUUAGUACAAAACUAAUGAAAUACAAAGAUCAAAGAGUGAGACUUAUAGGAGAAACAUUACGUGGAAUAACUACAAUUAAAUUAAACGUGUGGGAAGAUCACUUCUUACGAAAUAUAUUAAAAUUACGUGAAAACGAGAUUAAGUAUUUACGCAGAAGAAAAUACUUAGAUGCUUUGUAUGUUUACUUCUGGGCUACAACACCAGCCUUUAUUUCCAUACUAUCAUUUACUACAUAUGUACUUCUUGGAAAUAAGCUUGAUGCAAAAACUGUAUUUACUAGUAUGGCAUUGUUGAACAUGCUAAUACUUCCACUAAAUGCGUUUCCAUGGGUGUUAAAUGGUCUUACAGAAGCUUGGGUAUCACUUAAGAGAAUUCAGAGAAUGUUAGAUUUACCAGAUGUCGAUAUGACAUCAUAUUAUGCCAAACCCCCUCCCGGAAUAGAUUUAAUGCUUCAAAAUGUAACGAUAAGAACAAAUCAAAAUGUGGAGCAAAAUGAUCUCCAUACAUGUCAAAAUGUCUUAAGCCCAUCUAGUAGUUCAGAGUCUCAAAAGACUGCUGCCUUUGAAGACAAUGGUACUUUUAGUUUACAUGACAUUAAUAUUACAAUUCCAAAGGGGCAUUUAAUUGGUAUUAAGGGAGAAGUAGGUAGCGGAAAAUCGUUACUUUUAGAUGGUAUUUUAGGUGAAAUAUUUAAAGUUCAUGGUACAAUAGCAGUACAUGAUAUAGAAAAGGGUUUUGCAUAUGUAAAGCAAACUCCAUGGUUACAACGUGGUACAAUUCGAGAUAACAUUCUUUUUGGAAAGUCAUAUGAUUAUAACAAAUACACGAAUAUUUUGAAAGCAUGCGCACUCAAUACUGAUAUAAAUUCCUUGCCUAAGAAAGAUCUAACACUUAUCGCUGACGCAGGAAAUACGUUAAGUGGAGGUCAAAAAACAAGAGUUUCUUUGGCGCGUGCUGUAUAUGCAGAUAAAGACGUUUACUUAUUAGAUGAUGUUCUAGCGACUUUAGAUCCAAAAGUCGCCAAUUAUAUAUUUAAAAAUGUUAUUUUAGGCUUAUUGAGUACUAAAACAAGAUUAUUAUGUACUCAUCAAACUCGAUACUUAAUGUAUGCAAAUCAAGUAAUUGAAAUGUCAAAAGGCGAGAUCAUUAAUCAGGGUAAACCAAGCGAUGUUUUAUCUGAUUUAGAAGAUUAUUUGUUAUCUUCAGAAUCUAUGACGUCAAAUUUAAAUGAUCUAUCCUCGAAAGAUUUACCAAAAGAUUCGUAUUUAGUUAAUAGGGCAGAAAAAGAUUCCUUGCUCGAUGAAGAAUAUAAAGAAAAAGGCAUAGUACGAUUAGGAGUGUAUAGUUGUUACAUAAAAGCAAUAGGCUAUUAUUUAGCAAUUUCAAUAAUCCUCUCUAUGAUCUUAAUGCAAAGUUCCAAAAAUGUCACGGAUUUAUGGCUUUCUUAUUGGGUUACUCAUACUAAUACAACUACAAAUACCACAAAUAGUUCAACAUCUUUGCGUCUGCAAUAUUUCUUCGACGAUCAUAACAUGAGCACUAAUUAUUAUUUAACGGUGUAUGCAGUGUUGACUGUGCUCAAUACAUUAUUCACAUCAAUGAGGGCGUUUAUGUUUGCAUACGGUGGAAUUCAGGCAGCUAUUUCUAUACAUAAACAACUUUUAAAGGUUGUAAUACGGGCUAAAGCUGUAUUUUUCGACAUUCAACCUUUGGGUCGAAUUCUAAAUAGAUUUUCAUCUGAUACGUAUACAGUCGAUGAUAGUCUUCCUUUUAUUGCUAAUAUAUUAUUAGCUCAGCUAUUUGGCCUGGUAGCAACGAUUAUUGUUAUAGCUUAUGGAUUGCCGUGGAUACUCUUGGUAUUAGCGCCGUUGAUACCGAUUUACCAUUGGAUUCAAAAUCACUAUAGAUUAGCAUCGAGAGAAUUAAAGCGUUUAUCCAGUGCUGCACUUUCACCGUUAUAUGCUCAUCUUAACGAGACCCUACAUGGAUUAUCUACUAUUAAAGCUUUUCGCACCGUAUCCCGCUUUAAACAAGAAAACGAAUUCUUUCUAGAAAUCAGUCAGAAAACUCAGUUUGCAUCGUUUGCUGUCAGCCAAUGGCUUGCAUUAAGAUUGCAACUUAUCGGAGUAGCACUUUUAGCGGGUGUGAGCAAUAUUGCCAUUUUACAACAUCAAUAUGAUAUUGCAGAUCCUGGUUUGAUAGGUCUUAUUAUUACUUAUACAUUAUCCGUAACUGGGUUGCUUUCUGGCGUAGUAAAUUCAUUUACCGAAACAGAGAAAGAAAUGAUCGCGGUUGAACGCGUAAAGCAGUAUUUAGAAAAUGCUCCGGUUGAAAGUGUAAGAGGUGAUAAUCCUCCGUAUGCUUGGCCGAGUCAAGGUGUAGUUGAAUUUAAAGAUGUCGUUUUAAAGUACAGAGAGCAUUUAGUGCCAUCUUUGAAUGGUGUGUCGUUUAUUACGAGACCGGUAGAAAAAAUUGGUAUUGUUGGUCGUACUGGAGCUGGUAAAAGUUCCUUAUUUGCUUCAUUGUUUAGAUUAACGGAAAUAACUUCCGGAAGCAUAUUAAUCGAUAAUGUAAAUAUAGAGAGUCUGCAGUUAAAUGCAGUAAGGUCUCGAUUAGCUAUCAUACCUCAAAAUCCAUUUCUAUUUUCGGGUACGAUUCGGGAGAAUCUUGAUCCGUUAAAUCAAUAUCCAGACUUGCAUAUAUAUAAAGCAGUCGAGAAAUGUAAAAUUCAUUCGUUAGUAUAUCGUUUGGGAGGACUCAGUGCUGCUUUAGACGAAAAUGGUAGCAAUCUCAGUGCAGGUCAAAAGCAGCUAUUGUGUUUAGUCAGAGCAAUUUUACAUAAUGCUAAGAUCGUCUGUAUCGAUGAAGCAACAGCGAACGUUGAUCAAGAAACAGACAGAUUUAUUCAAGCAACGAUAAAGUCAUGUUUCCAGACCUCUACGGUGCUCACUAUAGCCCAUAGGAUAAGGACGAUUAUGUCCUGUGAUAGAAUUCUCGUGAUGGAAGACGGAGAGAUUUUAGAAUUUGACGAGCCAAAUUUAUUAAUUCAAAAUACCAAUUCCCAUUUUUACCAUCUGGCGAGUGAAGAAUUUUCCGACAAAGAAUAA
This is a messenger RNA of Eufriesea mexicana, 4913 nucleotides long. RefSeq names its product multidrug resistance-associated protein 7. Gene Ontology annotation, cellular component: membrane. The record is from RefSeq and is a predicted model, not a curated record. The transcript has 17 exons. NCBI's taxonomy places the organism in Eukaryota, Metazoa, Arthropoda, Insecta, Hymenoptera, Apidae. Gene Ontology annotation, biological process: transmembrane transport. Bases 42 to 4913 code for a protein of 1623 amino acids. Gene Ontology annotation, molecular function: ATP binding; ATP hydrolysis activity; ABC-type transporter activity.